AAUUACCUUGCCCAAGUGAGUUUGGAUGAAUCACUCUGUUUCACUCUUGUGAACGCCGCUAAGUGGACGGUAGAUAUGCUCGAUUUGCUUCUCCGACAACUCGAAGACUUAUGUGAGAAGUCGGGAAUUCCAUUAAAACUUGAAAACGACCCUGCAGCUGCUAAUCUGGAAACGGUCUUUCUUCGAUUAGCUCAUAUGCUAAAAGAUAAUGGGGUGAUCAGUAGUAUAGAGACUCCUGAGUACGAUAAGGAACAUUAUGUCACAUGUGUCUCAUUUGAAAUUGCUGAUGGGGUUUUAUGUUACCAGCGAACAAAGGCUAGCGAUAGGGCUUCAGCUCUUCUUCAAGUUAUGGCUCAGGUGGAUGAUGAUCAUGAGCGGGAAAAAAAAGCUGCGGAAGCAGAGGGAAAAAUGCUCGCCCCUUCAAUUUCAAAACGUUUCAUUGAAAAACAGAUUGAGGUGGUCAAGAAAUUUCCGGUUGAGGAAUUGUACGUUGAAGCUGAAAAGCUCGUUUCAAAAAUUUGCCCCAUAGAAGAGAAGAGACUAAUGGGGAGAGAAAUCAGAUUGUAUAUCACCAAGACGAAUCGUGCUAUGAUUGUGGAAAUAAAAGGUUUUUGGCAACAAUAUGUAGAGCCUUCAUCCUUGGAUGAUGUGGGAAGUCAGGGUGCGGGCAUAAGACACGAUCUAAAUGGAUUAAAUAAGACACUUGAUUCGUUGCUCAUCAUGGUCGAUAUGUUUAAGAGUCAGUGGGAAAAGAAGUAUGAUCCAUUUGUUGCGCCGUUUGAUCGAUCAGACCCCAAAAGGCCACGUACUACUGACUUUUA
Molecule: messenger RNA, 821 nt
Organism: Striga hermonthica
Lineage: Eukaryota; Viridiplantae; Streptophyta; Magnoliopsida; Lamiales; Orobanchaceae
Source: the annotation of a GenBank genome assembly